This is a messenger RNA of Aspergillus melleus, 2598 nucleotides long. RefSeq lists its product as uncharacterized. NCBI's taxonomy places the organism in Eukaryota, Fungi, Ascomycota, Eurotiomycetes, Eurotiales, Aspergillaceae. Bases 514 to 2157 code for a protein of 547 amino acids. The record is from RefSeq and is a predicted model, not a curated record. The transcript has a single exon.
CAUUCUUCUCCUAUCUCAUCGAGGCCUCGCCUAAAUCAGACCAGGAAGCAAUUGAUACAAGAAUGGAGACCGAUGGGGAGAAAAUGGAGGGGGACCGUGCAACCUUGAAGCGAAGUAGUGCGUUCACUUUCUUUUUACUUGCACAAUGGGAGUGUAUAUUUAGAAAGUCGAAGCAUACUGACAUAUCUUCCACGGCUAGGGGCGGACUUCGAAGGCCCUGAAUUGACAGAUGAUCGCUCUGAAGACAGUGAAUUCGAUGACUCCGAGGAAGAAGAAUGGCGGAAGGAAGAUGAGAGCGAAGAGGAGGUCGAAGAUCUGGGUCGCGAAGAACAGGACACUGAAGAGCAUGAGUAUACUAUCCCCGGAGACACAGCACGAACGGUGAAGAUUCGGCUCUUUGUGGCCGACGGAGGGAUAUUCCAGUCCAGGUGGACGAAAACCUUUGUCGCCGAAUGCACUUGCGAUGGCGUCGCUGUCGCCACCGCUCUAGCCCGGUAUAUUCGUCGAAAUGUUAUGCGUGAAUUUCGGGAGGAGAUGGAACAGGCCAGCGAGGAAGCGUGCGAUGUGGCCUUCCACGUCUUCGACCGUUAUGGAACAAUCAAGACCAAGUAUAAGGACCAUCCAGUGCAAAGAGGAACUGGUGUAUGGGGAAACGAGCUUGAUCACGGCCCUCUUUUCCUGAUUGAAGACCUUCAUGUUACAGCGCUAGAGCUACGCCGGAAAGGGCUGGGGCAGAAAGUAGCGGCUUUGAUGUUGGAGAAAGCCAAACAGCUCUGCUUAGACAGCAUGGGAGAUGGCGCACACGCAGAUCAUUUCUACGGUUCUAAGGAGGCCUUUGAGCGAGCAUGGACUCUACAUGCUUUGGCCAGCCCCGGACCACUGACAGCUGAUAUCGAACCGCAGUUAGUGGGCAAGUCCGCAGAAGAACGCUUGACGACACGGAUCCGAGUUCAAUCUGGUGUUACUGAUUUUUGGCGAUCAUGCGGUUUUCGUCGAAUCGGCGCGUCUCGCUGUUUGGCAUUUUCGUUCAAUCUUCAGCAUCAGUCUCGCACCCUUAACGCAACUUCUGAUUUCGACCCGCGUAGGAGCCACGCUGAGAAUCUUGAGAAUGAAGAACUCAAAGUUAUUCAUGAGGCAGAUCAUCUUAUGGAUGUCGAAAAACUUAAAUUGGAAAGACUUCGUGGCGCGUUGCCGCUGCAUCAUGCAGCUCUCACUCUGGCAGACGAAGAACUCAAAGCUUUUUUCGUCACUCAUGCUGACGAUGAGGCUGAUUGGUGUCGAGUGACCAACUCUGAAGCCACGCUUCUACAUCUAACAGCUUGUGAGCUCAAGCCACUGAGUACGCGGUGGCUACUUGAGAAUGUCCACCACGCUGAGUCCUGGAAGACGGUUCGUGAUAUUAACGGGUACACGCCACUCGAAGCAUUGCAGGAACAUUUAGAGACAAUGCGAACACAAAAGCAGUAUGGUUUCUCAAGGGUUUUGGACCUAUCAGACUAUUUUGAUGGGUAUCCCGACUCCGCAGUAUCCUGUCUCUUCUUGCUGUCCGGACGGGAUCCUUCCGUGCUUAAUGACGCAUACCUUCGAUAUGGGUGUACGUGCGGAGACUGUCUGGCAGGGUUUCUAUCCGCCCGAAUGAGGUGUUCUUUGGUGUUUCAUGGAGAGUUUAUGUACGACUUUCUCCAGGAGGGAAUUGAUGAUGGGGCCUUUUGGGUAGAGGCCAACGACCACAUCCUCGUGCACCUCGAUCCCGAUGUGCGAAAGAACCUCAAAACCAACAAGUCGCUUCGAAAAGGCUUUAUGACUCUUUUCCAGAUUGCCGUGGAAUGUCUCAAUGCGAAAAGAAUCCCAACCGCAAAAAAUCUCGUAUGGUACUGUUACAAUCGGAGCGAGUGGCCACCGCAUACCAAGCGCUAUCUGCGACACGCUGGGUGGCAGAUGGGCUGUCGGGCAGUGCUUCGAUACAUGUUCGACGCUGCUAUAACAGAAGAUGAGAAAUCAGGUGAUGGAGAAUGUCAACUCACAUUGAAGGAGAAAUGGUCAGAUCUACCAACUUGCAGGAACGACCAUGAGUUUGAAUUUGUUGCCAGAGGUUGUGGUUACGUUGCGGAUGAUCUUAUUUCGUUACCAUCCUGGUAUCUUGAUUGUUUUUCAUAAUAUAUAAGAGCAGCAACGGAUUUCCGACCAUGUCGAGAAUACGGGCUCAAAGUACAGCUAAGGAUGACAAUAGGUGACAAUGAAAGGACCCAAGGGGUAGCAGGUGUGCUAAGCAGCCGCUGGUUCUAGGACCGAGGCAGCUCCUUUUAAUACAGAUCUCAAAUUCCUCGGCCAAUUUCUCAUUUUCGCUAAAGAGAACAGAAGAGGAAGGUUUACUUCUACUGAUAACAACCAAUGCUCUCACGAUAGUAGCCUUGGAAAGCGAAGGAGCACGAUGGAAUAGACCAACAUUUAUAGACACGGUAGAUAGAUCAUAAGAGUUCACACUUUCAAUAAAUCCACAUUUUCAUGAAAUGAAAUGGAAGUAGAUUCCCCAUCAUCCAUGCUGUGUCUGUAUCGCAUGCAAAAAGCCCGGUAUCUAACAGAACGACACUACUUAGC